UUUUCGGGAGCGCAGUAUCGAGUCGGUCUCUCGCGGGCGCGUCUCCUCGCCGCUGUGGGUUUUUAUUUGAUCGACCUCGUGAAGCCCCCUUUUUCCAGGCGUGUCCCCCCCCCCACACGCCCCCCCCCCCACAUACACACACCUACCUCUCUCCCUCUCUUUCACGCGGAUACACGUUUCGAGGACCAAGACGCGUUUAUGGUCCUGGCUGAAGAUUCCACGAUGUCUCGCACGGACGAGGUUCACCGCAUGACGGAAAAUGUCUACAAGACCAUCAUGGAGCAGUUCAACCCCUGCUUACGGAACUUUGUUGCCAUGGGGAAGAACUACGAGAAGGCCCUUGCCAAUGUGACAUUUGCUGCCAAAGGCUACUUUGAUGCUCUGGUCAGAAUGGGUGAACUGGCCAGUGAGAGUCAAGGAUCCAAAGAUUUGGGGGAUGUGCUGUUCCAGAUGGCUGAGGUCCACAGACAGAUCCAAGUGCAGCUCGAGGAGAUGUUGAAAUCCUUCCACAACGAGCUGCUCUCCGAGCUGGAGAAGAAGGUGGACCUGGACUCUCGUUAUCUGACUGCUGCCCUCAAGAAGUACCAGACGGAGCACAAGAGCAAAGGGGAGAGUCUGGAGAAGUGCCAGGCCGAGCUGAAGAAGCUGCGCAGGAAGAGCCAGGGCAGCAAGAACCCCUCCAAGUAUGGAGAGAAGGAGAUGCAGUUUGUGGAGACCAUCAGCAGUAAGCAGACUGAGCUGGACACCUUCAUCGCUGACGGCUACAAGACGGCCCUGUCCGAGGAGCGGCGCAGGUACUGCUUCCUGGUCGACCGCCAGUGUGCCGUGGCCAAGAACAGCAGCGCCUACCACGGCAAGGGCAAAGACCUUCUGACCCAGAAGAUUCCAGUUUGGCAACAGGCCUGUUCGGACCCCAACAAGUUGCCAGAGAGGGCCAUGCUGCUAGCCCAGCAGAUGGGCUCUGCCUCCAUUGGGGGCACGAGCCCCCUGCAUACCUCCAAAUCCAACCUGGUCAUCUCCGACCCCAUCCCUGGAGCCGUGCCGCUUCCUGUGCCCCCAGAGCUGGCCGUCUUCAUGGGCAGUGGCCUCGGGCACCCAGCGAGGCUGAUUGGCCCUGAUGGCAUGUCCAUGGUCAAUGGGACAACAGGAGUCCAUGGGGAGGAGUUUUGGACAGAUGGAGGGACGAUGUCCGUGUCUCAAGCCAGGCCUUCGUCCCCUCAGACUCAGGCACAGGGUCCGCCCCAGUCUCAGCCUCAGAGACAGGUCAGCGAUGUCUACUCCAACACCCUCCCUGUGCGCAGGCCUGCCCCCGCCAAGAAUAAGAACCCAGUGGGUGAGACACGGACCCUUCCCAGAUCCAGUUCCAUGGCUGCAGGGCUGGAGAAGAAUGGGCGCGCUCGUGUCCAGGCCAUCUUCUCCCACGCCGCCGGUGACAACGGCACCCUGCUCAGCUUUUCCGAGGGCGACGUCAUUACCCUGCUAGUGCCCGAAGCCCGGGACGGCUGGCACUACGGGGAGAAUGAGAAGAACAAGAUGCGUGGCUGGUUCCCGUUCUCCUACACGCGCGUGCUGCCCGAGAGCGACAGCGAGAAGCUCAGAGUGAAUUUGCACCACGGGAAAAGUAGCAGCACAGGGAACUUGUUGGAGAACGACGGAUCGCUGCCCACCCCUGACUAUGGCCUGACCGCCCGACUGCUGGCACAGAGCUUAGCACAGACCCGCCCACGCCCCUACAGCAUGGCAGCCUUUGCCCCGCAGCCUGCUAUUGAGGAUUAUGACGGCCGCUUUGCCACAAGUGACAGUCCUGAUGGCAAAUUGAUUUCGACUGUGUGAGAACAGACAUACAGACAGACACAGACAGCUCCGGAUAGCACAGGGGCCUCUUCCUCCCCAUCUUUUCCCUCCUCUUAGCCUCCCUCCUCCUGUCCGCUUGUCUCCACCUCUCGUCCUCUGCCUCCACACACACCCCUUCUCCAAGUGGAAGAGGCCAGUUUCAUCCCUCCUUUCUGUCCUCUCUUCCUCCCCGGGUCCCUCCUUUUGCUCCCUCCGUCCGUCCUGGGUGCUGCUGCUGGUGGCGUCGGUGCGGACAGUAGCGGUUGGUGGGUGGAGGAUUGCGUUGAGCGAGAGAGCCAGAGCGGGCCCUACCUGCUCGGCAUGCAGCGAUAUGGACUCUGAAUACUCUUUAUCACUGAUCACAGUCCACCAUCACGGACUGAUCUCUCAAGAGACUGCCUUUGCUACUGCUUGUCUUUCAUGCAUGUACAUGGUUGUGUCAUUUUGUCAAACUAAAGGACAUGUUCAUGUACUGUACAAGUGCCAAACGACUUCAAUGUCAUUGUACUGAAAGCCACUGGCUGAAUGGCCUUUUUUUUAAGCACAAGUGGGCCCUGUGUUAUCAAGUUCCCACCCAAUAAACACACACACACACACACACACACACAUACACACACACACACACACACACACACACACACACACACACAUCUGCACACUCGCUCAAAAAAAGCUUUGUUCAAAGUAAGGCUGUGCAGCAGAUAACUGUGUUUCUGUUCCGAGAGAUCCCAUAGGUGGCGCUGUGCUUCCUCGUUUCAAUGCUAGACUUGAUUUUCUGUCCAGAGGGUGUGUGUGUCAUAUUUGCCUUACUUUGCUUUUCUUUUCUUUUCUAUCGAAACGCAUACUUUCUGUGCAACAAAGCGAAUUUUUCUAACUGAGCUUCAACAAUUCACAGUAUAUGUAUAGAUAUAUGUAUAUAAAUAUAUAUAUAUUCACACAUAUAUAUAGAUUAUCAAUUGUUUCAGUCAGUCCUCCAAAUUGAACUGUAUUAUGAUCAUUGCAAAAACAAUUUUAAUUAAAUUUGACACCCUCAGGCCCCACAGAAAGUUUGUUUUUUUCUUGGUUGAAUUAACUGCCAGUAUAGAUCAGAUGAAAUAAAAAAUACAUUUUCAUUUGUUCACUUUGCUGUUUCCUGAAGCGACAGUGAGUCGGGAGGGGUCUCUGAUCAUUUUGUUGAGUAUCCUCAAUUACAGCUGUGAAUUAGUUUUAGGGGGAAACGACAAAACCACAGCUUUUCUUUGCAGCUCUAACUGUUAUUUAUGAUUGUAUUCCCUGAGUGAAUAUGUAGUUUAUUUUUGUUUUUUGGUCUUUUCUUUUCCAAAUCUAACUUAUUGUCCUUGUAUGAAAAAAAUUACAAUAUUUGCAGAAACGAUGAGAAAAAACUACUGAUUAGUUGAAUUGUUUAUCUUAUGCAUGCUGUGGAGGGAAAGCAGAAAAUGUGAUUACUAAAAAUUGACCUUGAAUGUAUGGUGAGUUUUUACAAAGGUAUUCUAAAUAAAACAUAUCUCUAUAUAUUAAUAAACA
Molecule: messenger RNA, 3357 nt
Organism: Platichthys flesus (European flounder)
Lineage: Eukaryota; Metazoa; Chordata; Actinopteri; Pleuronectiformes; Pleuronectidae
Gene: baiap2a
Product: BAR/IMD domain containing adaptor protein 2a
Exons: 14
Coding region: 199-1833 (544 amino acids)
Biological process (GO): actin filament bundle assembly; positive regulation of actin filament polymerization; plasma membrane organization
Cellular component (GO): cytosol; nucleoplasm
Molecular function (GO): protein binding; cytoskeletal adaptor activity
Source: RefSeq, a predicted model, not a curated record